Molecule: messenger RNA, 435 nt
Organism: Rhizophagus irregularis DAOM 181602=DAOM 197198
Lineage: Eukaryota; Fungi; Glomeromycota; Glomeromycetes; Glomerales; Glomeraceae
Product: histone H2B
Cellular component (GO): nucleosome
Molecular function (GO): protein heterodimerization activity; DNA binding; structural constituent of chromatin
Source: RefSeq, a predicted model, not a curated record
AUGCCACCAAAAGCUACUCCUAAACCAACUACAGGUGGAAAAACUACAGCUGCUGCUGCAAAGGCACCUGCGGGUAAAGCUCCUGUUAAGGCGCCAGCAUCUAAGACACCAAAAGAGAAGAAGACCGGUGAUAAACCUAAAAGAAGAAAAGUUCGCAAAGAGACUUACUCAAGCUAUAUCUACAAAGUUUUGAAACAGGUCCAUCCUGAUACUGGUAUCUCAAAUAAAGCAAUGUCUAUCCUCAACUCGUUUGUCAACGAUAUCUUUGAGCGUAUUGCUGGGGAAGCUUCUAAACUCGCAGCUUAUAAUAAACGUUCCACCAUUUCUUCGAGGGAAAUCCAAACGGCUGUCCGCUUGAUAUUGCCUGGUGAAUUAGCUAAACACGCCGUUUCAGAAGGAACUAAGGCUGUGACAAAAUACACAAGCUCUAAGUAA